AUGGCUCUCUCUCCGCAGCAAAUUGACCUCCUGGCGAGGAAGGAGGACGCUGGCGCUGAGGCUGAACGCAUGAUGCGCGAGACGAAGAACUCCCUUUUGUUCCAGUUCCGAUGGGAGGACCUUCUCAUGUCAAGUCCAGUUGUUCUGAACUGCAUAAGUGCUUGCAUAGUCGCUGCAGGCUCUCCAGAUGCCAAUGUCACCUUUACGCCUCCCAGGGACGGGUUCAAGUACUUGGUUGACUUUGGUGGCAAGUACGGACUCCAGGCCAAUUUGAUGAGGUGCACCGACUUGGGUCGAUUUACCUUCAUUGAGACAGAGUCGAGCAUGGGCAAGAUCAACAUGUUGGCGCAAAGAUUCCACCAAACGUUUGAUGAUAUAUUGCAAGUCCUUUGGAGCCCAGAGGACGCAAGGAGGAUGCUUCGAGUACAGUUGGAAACAUUGUGCCGUUCAUCUUUGGAAUGCUUCGAAGCUGCGAAGGCAAUCGAUGAGAAGCUUGAAGAGUGGCUCUACCAUGCUUGCGAGCUUCACCUGGCCUGUGUCGCGACCCAGGCUUCCAACCAAGACCACCUGUCUGUGAACGAGAUCGAACUGGCUGUCACCAAGGCAUCAAUUGAUUAUCGAAAGCAGACUGCUGAUGAGGCCAAGGCUGUAACAAGGAACCUGGAACAGUCCCUGGACGCAGCUACUGAGGCAUAUAAGAAGGCCUCGGAUGAUUUCCCAACUGGUUGGGAUAUCAUUGGUGAGCGCAUUGUCGAACAGCUGGCUGAUAGCUUGACCACGGCCUUGAACCAAGCCAUUCCCGCUCUAGUAUCCAACUUGAGCCCAGUUGCAAAGGCUUCAGCGUACACUGAUAUGGCGAAAAGCAUAAUCGGCAAAGAUGGCAACAAGAAUGCGACGCCCGACAACGGCGUGGCACCAGCUCCUAACGCUCCGAGUGCGACCAGGCCGAAGGAUGCAGCCGACCCUGCUUACAACCAGGUUGGGCGUGGCCUGAUUUAUUGGGAUCUCAUCAACGCUGUCUUCAUUGGCACGGACGGCGGCAUCGACUGGGACAAGGCGAAGGGAGAAGCAGGCAAGCCUGGCCAACCUACGGCCUUUGCGGCCAAGAUGCUGGGUAAUUUGCAACAACUGUUUGCCUCUUUGGCCACUUCUGCAGAGCCCAGUCAACAAUACAAAGCCGCUUUGGAAACAGUUUGCAAGAUCGCAACUGGUAUUGUCGCCGAGCUGGACAAGGCCACUGCGCCAGCCAAGGAUUCGGCUCUUGUCAAUGGUUGGCAGAAGGACUUCCUGAACGCGUAUGCAAAGGCAGUCGAGCUGAACACAACCGCCAAAACCCUCCCGGGAUCGAUGGCUAAUGGAAGCGUUGUGCCAGCCAGAGGCGUUGACCAAGAUACCCAAACAGCUCAGAUCCAUGCCAAGACAACACAGGCCCAGGCGGUUCUUGAAUCGGCGAAGAAUCAGCUGAACACUGCAUCGGCAGCCUUGACUGCCACCCAGGAGACCUACCAGAAGUCCACUGCACUUCUUGGUGAGCAGAAGAACAAGUUGGGUGAGCUCAAUGCCUCGCUGGAUCGCCUCAAGGCUUCGAGUCUGAAGAUGGAUGCAAUCAAGUCGAUCCUCGUUCAUUGCAUCACAUUGGUCCUGAAGCUCAAGAACGAGAUCACAAAUCUCGUGCGGUUCUUCAAGGCCAUCGUGGCGAUCAUUCAGUUCGUCGCUGAGAAGCAUGCCAACCCAUACAUUGAGACUCUCAAGGUGAUCACCAGCGGCGGUGACGAUCCAGGCGAAUCGUACAAGCUCGGACCGUACACGUUGACGGACCUGCAACAAAGUACGUGCUUUAACAGCAUCAUUACCAUUCGAUCUUACUACUCGGUCUUUGGCGACAUUGGUUCCAUGUGGAACCAGGUCUCGCGAUCGUCCGUCUUCCCGGGACUGCAUAUUGUCGACCAAAUUUCCUCUUUCGACCCAAGAGAAGACUCUAGCAUGAUCCGCAGGAGAGCAACUGAGCUUCAAGAGUGGUCAAAAAGGGCAAUCGACGAUAUUACGAGGAAGGCGAAGGAAAGACAAUCCAAGAUCAAAAACGCUAUGGAGUCACACGUAGCCGAGAUCGGCGAGAAGUCCAAGAGGCUUCCAUCUGCUGUACCCGAGAUCUCCAAGGCCAUCACUUCUGGAGCAGAGACAGCUCAGAGAGCUGCUCAGCAAGGGAUUCAAACAGAAGCAGACCAAAGCCUUCUGAUGAAGCCGCUCGCCACUCGGGACACAUUCUGA
This is a messenger RNA of Fusarium falciforme, 2268 nucleotides long. RefSeq lists its product as hypothetical. The transcript is spliced from 9 exons. Lineage: Eukaryota; Fungi; Ascomycota; Sordariomycetes; Hypocreales; Nectriaceae. Bases 1 to 2268 code for a protein of 755 amino acids. The record is from RefSeq and is a predicted model, not a curated record.